AGAGUGCAUUUCUAUCUGGAUCAUGCCCGUGGUCGAAGAGAACCGUGUCAUAGUUAAAGGAAAACUUUUGUUGUAAACUGGUAAUAACCCAAUUUGGUAAUAGUUUUCAGAAAUACGGUGACAGGCACACGGUCGACCGGUUGAACCGUAUAGAAGUUUCUUAAUGACGCUCACUGUGCAGAACUUGACAGCGUUUGAAGUUGAAGUACAGACACCUUUUCUUGGUACUUAAAAACUACAGGGCCACACUGAGCUCAAUAAAAGUCAUAUAUUAACUACAAUGACACAGGGUACAGUGUAUCUAAUCCAGACUAGAAGAUUAGUUCGACUCGGAUAGACGGAAAGGUUAGUCUUGGGGGAGAGGCGACUGGAUUAGUUUAGUUUUAAUUGUGUUCCUGUCCUGGCAUACGAAACUCUACCACGAGUGCACACCAAGGAAGUGUGCAAAAGCCGAGUCAUUCAGCACGGAGCUGUUUGUUUGUUAUUGUGUGUGACAUUGAUAUUAUCGGCGUUAUUGUUAUAACAUUGCGGAUAUUAUUGAAGAUCAGCAGCCAUGAGACUGCGCUGCUUCCCCCCCGGUUCGCUGCUGCUCCUCGGCUUGUGUCUGAGCGGUCGUCGGGGGCUCGCUUCUGCACCGGAGCUCCGGGCUCUUGCUGGCCGAUAUCGUCCGAAAAAAAUAGCCGUGGUGGGAGCUGGGAUCGGGGGUACUGUAGCUGCCUAUUUCUUGCGGAAGGAGUUUGGCGCGGGGGUGCAGGUGGACGUGCUGGAGCCCGGGCCGGUGGGAGGGCGGCUGGGCACGGCUCAGAUCGGUGGGGAUGAGUACGAGACGGGGGGCUCCGUACUGCACCCCCUCAACCUGCACAUGAAGCACUUCGUGGAGCAGCUGGGCCUGUCCCAGAGGCGCACGGUCCCGUCCCACAUGGCGAUAUUCGACGGAGAGCAGAUCGUCUUCGAGGAGAGCGACUGGUUCAUCAUCAACUUCCUGCGACUGCUGUGGCACUACGGACUCAACUUCCUGCGCAUGCAGAUCUGGGUGGAGGGCGUAAUGGACAAGUUCAUGAGGAUUUAUCAGUUUCAGUCGUUCGGUUACUCGUUUUCCUCUGUGGAGCGGCUCCUGCACGCACUGGGCGGGGAUGAGUUCCUGUGGAUGACCAAUCACACGCUGGACCAGGCCAUGCAGGAGGCGGGCUUCUCACAGCACUUCCUGAACGAGGUCGUCACGCCCAUCAUGAAGGUCAACUACGGGCAGAGCGUCAAGAUCAACGCUUUUGUAGGUGCGGUGUCCCUGGCUGGCGCAGACUCAGGGCUGUGGGCAGUGGAGGGGGGAAACAAGCUGGUGUGCUCAGGGCUGCUCUACCACAGCAAGGCCACGCUGGUACCUGGCAAAGUCACCUCCAUCACUGUCAAGACACGGCCAAGCAAGACCGGGGGCACGGUCUCCAUGUAUGAAGUCAGCUACACAGGGCAGUCUGGAGCAGCCCACAGCCUGUAUGACAUCGUCUUCAUCGCCACCCCCUUGCACCCGGGCAAAUCAGACAUCUCCUUCCCCAACUUCAGCCCUCCGAUCCCCAGCCACUUCUCGGGUCGCUACCACCAAACUGUGGCCACGCUGGUUCAGGGUCGCCUCAACACCUCCUACUUUGGUCUUCAUUUCUCCAGCGAUUCCCGUGUGUCUGAAGUGCUGAUGAUGGAGCGCGAGGGGCUGGCGGUGCACAGCGUCAGCUCUCUGGACCCUGUGACGGUACCCCAGGGGUACAGCAGACCCCCGGCGAGCCAGCCCAAGGUGUGGAAGGUGUUUUCUCCCGCGCCUCUCAGCGAGGCCCAGCUGGGGGCACUGUUCCUGUCGCGGGAUGCCGUUUCGGAGACGCGCUGGCUGGCGUACCCCGCCUACACCACGCCCCGACUCCUGCCCCCCGUGGUGCUGCACGACCGGCUGUACUACCUCAGCGGGAUCGAGUGGGCCGCCAGCGCCAUGGAAAUGAGCGCCAUCGCCGCCCGCAACGCCGUGCUGCUGGCACACCACCGCUGGCACGGCAUGGAGGACAGGACAGACCAGGAGGAUCUGCACACCCGGCUGAAGAACGAGCUCUGAGCGCUGGGGAGAGGGGAGAUUGAGGAGGGGGAUGGGGGUUGGCAGGGCUGGGUGGGGGGCACCGAAGUGCCUCUAACUACCACAGAAUCAAAUCAAGCACAGAUUACGUCACAAACGAGAUGGUCUGUAAUCAUAUCAAACGCAAACAUUUAACAGAAUCUACCAUUUAUGACCAUAUCAAAAAGAUAUCAUGUAACGGAAACCGAUGCAUGAAGGACAGUCUUUCUGUCCUCUAUUUUAACUUUUUUUUUUUUUUUUUACUGUAAGAAUUAAUUUUUUUUCAGCUAAUUCACUAGUGGUAAUUAUGAAAGAAUAAUUGAACCUUGCUGUAAUAUUAAUGUUGCUGUAACCUGACUCUAGAGUCUGCCUAACAAAGCACGCUGAUGAGAUGUGUUUCCCAGUUUCAGGCACUGGUAAUUAUACUGGGAGACACUGCUUGCAUGUAGUUUCUUUGAUGAGUAUAUUUGGUUUGAGGUUUACAGGAAAGCAGCUCAGCUUUAUAGUAUUCUUUAAGCCUGCUGCUUGUGAAAUAUAAAUCUUUCAUGAUCUUGUUAACACAGAGGACAGCAUCAGGUACAAUGCUGAUCUACUCCAUUGAGUUUCUACUAGCUGUAGCUCUGAAUGUGCUUGUAGGAAGUGUGUUAGUAGGUGGUGUCUUGGGCAGUUUGGGUGAAAUGACUGCACGCUGAAGCCAGUAUGUGAUUUAUAAUGUUGCAUUUAAGCAAGGAGCUGAUCACAUUGCCUUGCAGGUGCAGCAGUAGAGAGAGAGGCACACAGACAGGCAGCUGUGUUCAGAACAGUUGAAAGCCUAUCAGGUCAUUCAAACUCAAGUGGACCAAUAGAAACAAUCACACAUCCUAAUAAACCAAACUGACCCAGUCACUGCCCAGGAUUGAGUCCGUUCACGUUGGAACAGGCCUGUGCGAAUGCUGCACACCAACUCUGUCUCAGAGCUCUUAAUAAUCUAACUCUAGCUGAAUCUGUCAGGAAUGGCACCUGUGUAUCUUCUGCACAACUCCAGUGAUCUCAUUACAUUACCUGAAUAGAGGUUUGUGUGGUUGAGUUAUUAAGGGAGUGUUUGUAAUAAGUAUCUGGGCUGGAACGGGGUCUCGCUGUGUACCACCCAUCACCAAGUUUCUUUUUUCUACCACUGUAAUGUGAAGGAGCGUGCCUGAGGCUUUGGGAUUCACAGCUAUUCAUUUGUACUAUCACAGCACCAAUACCAUUAUCACAAGACCUCCCUUCUCUUGUUAAUUACUUUCUUUUUUUUUUUUUUAACUUUGUAAUGUAAUAAUUGAAUUAGGAUGAUUCAGCAAUAAUACAAAUAAAAUCUUCAAUUUACUA
Polyodon spathula (Mississippi paddlefish) is the source of this 3436-nucleotide messenger RNA. RefSeq names its product prenylcysteine oxidase-like. NCBI's taxonomy places the organism in Eukaryota, Metazoa, Chordata, Actinopteri, Acipenseriformes, Polyodontidae. Gene Ontology annotation, molecular function: prenylcysteine oxidase activity. The record is from RefSeq and is a predicted model, not a curated record. Gene Ontology annotation, biological process: prenylcysteine catabolic process; prenylated protein catabolic process.